AUGUCCCCCGGGUCAGAGCGGACACCGCUCCUGGCAGACCGCCCACGCAACUCCGAAGACUCGACCCGCCGCGCCGAGGAAGAAGAUGCCGCUCUCCACGGCACCGCCAUUACCCCCUCGACGCCCCGCCGCGCCUUGCGCGAGGUAGUCCUCUUCGCCUGGGCCCUCAUCGCCACCGCCGCCGUCAUCGUCCUCGCCGUUAUCAUCCAACACCACAACACCACCACCUCCCCCAACCCCUCCCCAGCCCCCACCCCCCAUCGCCCCAGGCGAUCCCUCCGCCGGCGAGGCCCUUACCUCUUCCGACACCACCACCCACCACCCAGAAACCCCAAAAACGCAACCUCAUCUUCAUGGUCUCCGACGGGAUGGGUCCCGCCUCGCCUCUCUCUAACCCGCUCCUUCCGCCAACUCACCCAAUCCCUGCCCAUCGACGACGUGUUGACGCUGGACCGGCACUUCUGGGGCACGUCGCGCACGCGCUCGUCCAACAGCCUGGUGACGGACUCGGCCGCGGGCGCCACCGCCUUCUCGUGCGGCCGCAAGAGCUACAACGGCGCCAUCAGCAUGCUGCCGGGGCAUAGGCCGUGCGGGUCCGUGCUGGAGGCGGCGAAGAGGAAGGGCUUGGCCACGGGGUUGGUGGUCACGACGGAUGUUACCGAUGCGACGCCCGCGUGCUUUGCCGCGCAUGUGGAUAUGCGUAUGCAGAUGGAUGAGAUCGCGCUGCAGGAGGUGGGGGAAGGGGCCUUUGGGAAGGUCGAGUGGAUUAUCGAUCCUGGGAAGGAUGGGGUGGAUGUGGUGGGGUUGGCGCAGGAGAAGCAUGGCUGGGGGUAUAAGGGGGACCGGGCCGGGUUUGAUGAGCUAAGGGGCGGCAAGAAUGUGAGCCUGCCGCUGCUGGGGCUGUUUGCGGACGCCGACGUGCCGUUCGAGAUCGACCGCCGGAAUAUGGCCGAUAUCUACCCCAGCUUGAGCGAGAUGGCGGCGACGGCGUUGACCGCCCUCGAGGAGGCCACCAAGGAUAGCGACAAGGGCUUCUUCUUGAUGAUUGAGGGCAGCAGGAUCGACCAUGCCGGCCAUUUCAACGACCCCGCUGCUCAGGUGCGUGAGGUGCUGGAGUACGACAAGACCUUUAAGCUGGUGCUGGAAUUUCUGGAGAAGUCGGACACCGAGGGCGUCCUCGUGGCCACGAGCGACCACGAGACCGGCGGUCUCUCCACUGCUUGGCAAGCCCCCAACGAACUGCCCGUCUACAACUGGCACCCCUCCGUGCUCGCCCGGGCCAACGCCUCCACCGAGUACUGCUCCUUCCUGCUCAACGAGCACAUCGCCUCCGCCGGGGACGAGUCGCAGCAGUCCCUCAUCAACUGGAUCAACGAGGAGCUCGCCGUGCGCCGCCUCGGCAUCACCGACGCCCUCGAGAUCGAGCUCAACGCUCUCGCCACAAACCCCGCCGCCGCCACCGUCAUCUUCUCCAGCAUGAUCAGCUCGCGCGCCCGCGUCGGCUGGAGCACUCACGGCCAUAGCGCCGUGGAUGUGAAUAUCUACAGCUCGGGGGGCAAGGCGGCGGAGAAGAUAAGGGGGAAUGUGGAGAAUACGGAUGUGGGCAAGUUUUUGAGCGAGUAUUUGGAUGUGGAUGUGGAUGAGAUUACGAAGGAGCUGGAGGAUAAGUUGAAGGGGAGCAAGGUGUUUGAGGUGGAAGUGGAAGGGGAUGCGGCCAUGAGCGGGCAUCCGGUGGAGUGGUUGAAGGAUGCUGGGUUGUAG
Molecule: messenger RNA, 1761 nt
Organism: Chaetomium globosum CBS 148.51
Lineage: Eukaryota; Fungi; Ascomycota; Sordariomycetes; Sordariales; Chaetomiaceae
Exons: 4
Coding region: 1-1761 (586 amino acids)
Biological process (GO): dephosphorylation
Cellular component (GO): fungal-type vacuole membrane
Molecular function (GO): alkaline phosphatase activity
Source: RefSeq, a predicted model, not a curated record